AUGAGCGGGACUCACAUCCGAGAGCUGCGGGCGCCGUCGCGGCAGUCGUGCUGCCAUCGCAGCUGGCCGGCCGUUUUCCUCAUCAUGUCGCUCAUCGUCGUCGUGCUCACCUUCGUGUGCGUCAUCCUGUACUUCCUCAGGUCCGACGUCACCCCAAGCACCGGGUUCCUGGGGGUGUACUGCCUCAUCUUCAGCCUGCUCGGCCUCUCUGCGGAGGUGCUGCAGUUUUCAUCGCUCAACGGGGCCCUCUUUAUAUGGAUGAGGUACUUCCACGUUCUCGUCUACUACCGCCCGCGCGGCAUCUUUUACAUCCUGUUCGGCGUCCUGCUGCUCGGCACCACCAUUAUCGAGAUCGUCGCCGGCUCCGUGGCCAUCGCGCUUGGUGCGUUGAUGCUGCUGAUCGGCCUGGUGGCAGGUAUACCCGAGUUCGAGGAGGUAUCGGAGGAGGAGCACCAUCGGCACCACGGCGGCCACACAUCGAGCGCGGUGGUGCGAACGACCUCCCCGGGCACCAGGAACAGCUCGAAGACCAAAGCCUCCGCCACACCGGCCAGCUCCAAGUCACACCGUGAGCCCAAGGUCUGA
Molecule: messenger RNA, 585 nt
Organism: Leishmania mexicana MHOM/GT/2001/U1103
Lineage: Eukaryota; Euglenozoa; Kinetoplastea; Trypanosomatida; Trypanosomatidae
Exons: 1
Coding region: 1-585 (194 amino acids)
Source: RefSeq, a predicted model, not a curated record